CUUUUUCUUCCAACUUUCCUCACUGUCUCCCUCGCCUGCUUGCUUUUUGUGCUGCGAAUUCAUACCCUCUUUCCGAACAAAGUUUUCACUACUGUUAGCCGGGUUUUUAGCGAUUAAACAACGAACGAUGACCUCCACUCAGCCCGCAGUUAACGGCACCGCCAACGAGGGCGAUGGCCAGACGAUCGGCGCCUACGAAGUCGGCUGGAUGUUUGCUCAGGAGUACUACACAAUCAUGAACAAGGACCCGAGCAAGCUCCACUGCUUCUACAACGCCAAGUCGAUGCUUAUCCACGGCGACGAGGGCAAAAUGCUCAAGCAGGCCAACGGCCUGCAGGAGAUUAGCGCUGCCAUUGCGAGCCAGAAAUUCUCCAACUGCAAGAUCCACGUUAGCAACGUUGACAUCAUGUCUGCGAUCAAGGGGAAUAUCGUUAUUCAGGUCAUUGGCGAGAUGUCCAACGAUGGUCAGGCGUCGCGGAGGUUUGCCCAGACAUUCCUGUUGGCCGAGCAGGUCGGUGGCUACUAUGUUCACAACGACAUUCUGCGUUACCUGAAGGAGGAGGAGGACGUCGAGGAUGAGGUCGAGCAGGCUGAGGAGGUCAAGGAGACCAUUAAGGAGGAAGCGCCCAAGGCCGAGACCAAUGGCCCUGGUGAGGCCGAGGCUGCUGCCCCUGCCGUUGAGGAGGCCACGAAGGUCGAGGAGGCCCCGGUCGUUGAGGAGAAGAAGCCGGCUGAGGAGAAGUCUGAGAAGAAGGCCGAGAAGAAGGCCGAGAAGAAGGAGGAGCCCGUUGCAGAGAAGCCCCAACCCGAGGCUGCCGUUGCUGCUGCUGAGCCCAAGAAGCCGGCCACAUCGUCGAAGCCUGUCGCCGAGUCGAAGCCUGCGGCUGAGCCCAAGCCUGCCCAGGCUGCUGCCCCCGCCAAGCCUAAGGCUCAGCAGCAAGAGAAGCCCGCCUCUGCUUCCAAGCCUGCUCCUGCCCCCGCUCCUGCUCCCAAGCCCACGACCUGGGCUGGCCUUGCCGCUGUUGGCAGCAACAAGUGGGGCAACUCUAUGGCCAAGGUUGAGGGUACUGUUGCGCCUGCCGCCCCAGUCUCGGGCGGCGCUGCGCCUGCCGCUGCCGCUAGCUCUGAUGUGUCGCGUGUCAGCACCCCGGCGUCCAACGUCGGUGCCGGUGGUCGCAGCCGUCGCGAGAAUGUCCCUUCGGCUUUCUUGAAGAACCUGCCCCGCGAGGUCCCCGUGCAGGCCAUCAAGGCUGCCUUCCGGGACAUUGGCGCCCCGCUCGUCUUUGUCGACUUUAUGCCCAAGAACUCUGCUGUUGCCGAGUUCAGCUCGGAGGAGAUCAAGCAGAAGGCCCUGAGCAAGCGCUCGAUCGUCAUCAACGGCGCGACCAUCUCUAUUGAGGAGCGUCGUCAGCCGCGCCAGAACAGCGGCCGUCGCGAUACUGGCAAGCAGUCCCCUGCCCCACGUGCUGGAUCCGGCGAGUUUGAGCAGGUCGGAUCGGGUCGUGGAUCCCGCAGCCGCAAUGCUGGCAACAGGGCGCGGGCUGGCAAGCAGUAAAAACCCUCACCAUUCUGGCAACCAAAACGCAUAGAGCACUGAACACAAAAAUAUCAAUAUUUCGU
Messenger RNA from Linderina pennispora, 1620 nucleotides. Its product is annotated as NTF2-domain-containing protein. Gene Ontology annotation, molecular function: mRNA binding. The transcript has 2 exons. The record is from RefSeq and is a predicted model, not a curated record. Gene Ontology annotation, cellular component: cytosol; ribonucleoprotein complex; Ubp3-Bre5 deubiquitination complex. Gene Ontology annotation, biological process: ribophagy; protein deubiquitination. The coding region runs from base 128 to 1555 and encodes 475 amino acids. Lineage: Eukaryota; Fungi; Kickxellomycota; Kickxellomycetes; Kickxellales; Kickxellaceae.